This is a messenger RNA of Colletotrichum lupini, 1257 nucleotides long. RefSeq lists its product as uncharacterized. The coding region runs from base 1 to 1257 and encodes 418 amino acids. The transcript is spliced from 7 exons. Gene Ontology annotation, molecular function: oxidoreductase activity, acting on NAD(P)H. The record is from RefSeq and is a predicted model, not a curated record. Lineage: Eukaryota; Fungi; Ascomycota; Sordariomycetes; Glomerellales; Glomerellaceae.
AUGAGGGACAGAGCUGCUGGUCCUUCCUCUCGCGACAUGAGUAUCGUGGACAGGACCGUUGCCGUCGUUCAAAAGAACCGACAGCUCGUUGUGGAAAACGUCGCGCUACCGGCCCUCCAACCUCACCAAGUCUACGUCAGCGUCGAAUGGGCAGCAUUCAAUCCCACGGACAGACUUGCGUUUGACGUCGAUGCAUUCGGAGAUGGCGCUGUCCUAGGCUGCGACUUUGUCGGCACUGUUUUUCAAGCUCAUCCAAAUGUGAGUAGGUUGCAAGUUGGUGAUAAAAUUGCCGCGUUAGUUUGGGGUGGUAAGUUUUCCCAUGGUUCUCACAGACUGUGCGUUACUGACCUUGGACUUGCACUUAUAGGGGAGAUAAAGGGUGUUGGGGCCUACUCGUCCUAUUGCAUCGCCGAUGAGCGCAUCUCAUUCAAGGUUCCGAAAACUGUCGAGGGCCCUAAGGCCAGCGCCGUUCCACUUUCCGCAAACACUGCGUACCUAGCACUAUUCUCCGAAGAUUGCCUCGGCCUCUCGCGGGAUGUAUCUACCACAAAGCCUCCUGUGCUCAUCUGGGGCGGAAGUUCCGUCGUCGGAUACUUCGCCAUCCAACUAGCCAAGCUUCACGGCUACCCCGUAGUCACCACCUGCAGUCCCCACAACUUCGACUACGUCAAGAAUGCCGGGGCUACCUAUGUCUUUGACUACAACGACGCUGAUGUAGUAGCCAAACUCCAGACCGCAGCACCGACGCUAUCACACGUCUUCGACACCAUCGGUAACGCAAGCUCCUCAGCGACGGCGGCCGCUGCUCUGAACGGCAGACCUGGAGUUCUCUGUACAGUCCGCCCGGGCAAGGCAAACACCGAGGAGGUGCCAAGCAACAUCAAAGUGACUGAUGUGUUCGUCUUCACCGCGUUUCCGAAGGCUCAUACGUACCGAGGACUAGUGCACUGGCCUGUCUCCAUGCCGAAUCACCUGCUAAGUGCUGAGCUGUACGAGCGGCUCCCAAGUCUGCUUGAGAGGAAUGCCAUCAAACCGCCUCCGGUGAAGGUGCUCGGAAGAUUGAGCCCUCAGUCAAUCAAUGAAGCAAUGGAAUUGAACCGUGCAGGAAAGAUAUCCGCAGAGAAGCUUUGCUUUGAUAUCUCUUCUGCUUUCAGUGAGCAGAGCGUAAGGUUGGCCUCAACAUUUAGCGCAUUGAGCGAGCCCUUCCCAUCGCAGAAACCAAGUCGUCAUCCAGGACAAGAUGUUUGUAGGCUGUAG